UGAUACCCUGGCAGCUUGCUAGCUGCACCGGUUAGCCCGUUAGCUCUCCCAAAAUACCUACCUGGAGCUUUUGCUUUGUAUGGAAGCGCCUAGCAUCAAUUUGUGGCUCAUGACACGUCGCCCCGGACAUCAUGAGGACUGUUAUUGUGCUGUCACUGCUGCUGCUGAACAUACAUCAUGUCACCGGGGCACCCAAAGGAGUCACUGCCAGCCUGAGAGCCAAAUGGACCAUGACACCUUUCCUCCUGGAGACAAGCGAAUUUAUUGCAGAAGACGGGAAUGACAAAUUCUGGCAGUUUGUCGACACUGUGAAAGAACUCACCGUCUACAAGCAAGGAGAGUCUGUGCGCUCCUACUAUAACUUGGUCAUAAAGAAGGCUGGCCAGUUCCUCACGGACCUUCAAGUGAAUCUUCUUAAAUUUGCCGUGGCUCUACGGUCUCACUCACCAGCUGUUCAUGCAUCCCAGCAGAUAGCCAGCGAUGAACCUCCACCUGAGGCUUGUCCUGCCUUUGUCUCCAUUCAUGGACAACUUAGCUGCAGCACCAAGGAUAUCAAGAAGCUCCUGAAGGCAGCUGCAGGCAGGCCAAAGCCAUUUUUGUACAAGAGUGAUCACACAUAUCCCGGACUCAAUAAAACAGAUGUGCCAGUUGUGAUCCUCUAUGCUGAGAUUGGAACCAAGAAAUUCAUGUCUUUUCAUAAUGCACUCUCCGAGAAAGCCCAAGAGGGCACACUCAUGUAUGUGCUGCGGCAUUUUGUAGCGGAUCCUAAACCUCAAAAGAUGCUUUUAUCAGGCUACAGUGUUGAGCUGGCUAUCAAAAGCACAGAAUACAAAGCUGUGGAUGACACCAAAGUAAAAGAUCCAAAGACCUCUUUAAAUACAGAGGAGGAUGAAAACGAUGUACAAGGAUUCUUUUUUGGAUCAUUAAAGAAAUCUCAUCCAGAACUGCAGGAAGAACUCGUUGAGCUUCGCAAACAUCUUCUGGAGAGCACCAAUGACAUGGCCCCUCUCAAAGUGUGGGAGAUGCAAGAUCUAAGUUUCCAAGCAGCUGACAGAAUCAUGUCUGUGCCAAAGCAUGAUGCUUUGAAGCUCCUGCGAGACCUCAGUCAGAAUUUUCCAAGCAAAGCAAGAUCACUGACAAGAGUGGCUGUAAAGCAGGAAAUGAGAAAAGAAAUUGAGGACAACCAAAAGCAUCUCAGUGAGACCGUUGGUGUUCACCCGGGAGAUGGGGAGCUCUUCAUCAAUGGACUGCACAUUGAUCUGGACGUCCACAACCCUUUCAGCAUUUUGGACAUCCUCAGAGGAGAGGCCAGGGUCUUGGAGGGGCUUCAUAACCUUGGCAUAAAGGGGGAACAUCAGGGCAAGCUUUUGAAGUUACCUGUGAAUGCUGUGGAUGACAACUACGCCUUAGAUAUCAGACAUCCAGCCAUAAUGUGGAUAAAUGACAUAGAGAAUGACCCAAUGUACCGGAGCUGGCCAACAGGUAUACAGGAACUGCUCAGAGCCACCUUUCCUGGCGUGAUCCGGCAGAUCCGACGCAAUUUCUUCAACCUGGUGCUGUUCCUGGAUCCCGUGCAAGAAGAAAGUGUCGAACUGGUGAAACUAGCCGAGCUUUUCUACAAGCAUAAGAUCCCCCUGAGAAUUGGAUUUGUGUUUGUUGUCAACACCAAGGACGAGAUUGAUGGCUUCUCAGAUGCAGGGGUUGGAUUCUACCGACUGCUGAAUUACAUUGCAGACGAGUAUGAUUUAUCCCAGGCUCUGAUGUCCAUGGUCUCUAUGUACAACCAAGUAGAUGUUGGGAAGUCGCUAUCUGUUGAGACUAUCUCUUCCUACAUGAAGAGGAAAUUUCCUAGCGCCAAUGCUGAGAAGAUUCUAGGUUUAGAAUCUGAGUAUGAUUACAAAAGAAACGAGGGUGCCCUCUUCUACAAAAAGAGCGGCCUGGGUGCUCUACCUCUGGCUUUAUUUAACGGAGUCCCUCUGAGCUCUGAUGAGAUGGACCCAGAUGAGCUGGAGACUAUCCUCCUGCAGCACAUAAUGGACACGACCACCGCUUUCCAGAGAGCUGCCUUUAUGGGUCAGUUAUCUGAGGGCUCAGAUGUGGUGGACCAUCUAAUGGAGCAGGCCAAUGUGGUUCCGAGGAUGAACCCUCUCAUUCUGGGCACCGACCGAAAGUACCUCGACUUCACUUCCACGCCAGUUGUGGACGAUUGGGAGGACACAACUAUGUUUUCAUUCCUGGAAGGCAGAGACAAAACAGCUGUGGUGGCUAAGAGAAUGAAGUACUUUAGAAAUAACGAUGAGGAUGGGAUGAGUACUGUGACCACGUGGAUAGCUGGAGAUUUUGACACGGCCUCAGGAAGAAAGCUGUUACUCAAUGCUCUGAAACAUGUGAAGGCCAGCCGUGGAGUGCGAGUGGGGGUGAUAGAUAACCCCAGCGGAAAGCCCACUGAAGAUAACACUGUGCUGUACAGGGCUAUCUGGGCCUCCUUCCUCACCCAGAAGAAUAAGGCUACAGUCGAGUUUGUGCAAAAGCUCCUGAAAGAGGAAAGCAGCCGGCUCCUCCAGCAGGGGAGCAAGAUGAAGGAAUUACUGAUGCAGGGCAUGGACGCAGAUGCCUUCGAGAAAAAGUUCAACACACUGGAAGUGGAUUUCAUCCUCAGUCAGCAGCUGUUCUGUAGAGAGGUCUUGAAACUGAGGCCUGGAGAGCGUGCAGUGAUAAGCAACGGCAGGAUCCUUGGCCCGUUUGAGGAGCAGGAGGAAUUCACUGUGGAAGAUUUCCAAUUGCUGGAGAAGAUCACACUGAGUGGUUCUGCAGAGAAAGUCAAAGCCAAAGUUAAACAGAUGCAGAUGAAGCCAAAGCACGCCAGCGACUUAGUCAUGAAAGUUGAUGCCCUUCUAAGUGCAGCCCCGAAAGGAGAGGUCAGGAGGGAUGUUCACUUUAUCAAAGACAGCCACAGUAUUCUCAGUCUCUCACCGCGGGAAAACGAGGUGUUCUACGAUGUGGUGGCCAUCGUUGACCCCCUCACGAGAGAGGCACAGAAGAUGUCCUCUCUGCUGAUGGUGCUCAGUCAAGUGGUCAAUGUGAGAAUGCAGGUGUUUAUGAAUUGCAGGGCCAAGUUGUCCGAGAUGCCCCUCAAGAGCUUUUACCGCUUUGUCUUGGAGUCUGAUGUGGCUUUCUUGGCCAAUGACACAGUGUCACCAGGACCAGUGGCCCGCUUCAUGGAGCUCCCAGAAUCUCCACUCCUCACCCUCAAUAUGAUCACGCCAGAGAGCUGGAUGGUGGAGGCAGUGCGCAGCCCCCAUGACUUGGAUAACAUCCACCUGCAGGAGGUUAAUGGGAUAGUGAGGGCAGAGUAUGAACUUGAGCACCUUUUGCUGGAGGGCCACUGCUUUGACCUGUCAACUGGCCAGCCUCCCCGCGGACUCCAGUUUACCCUCGGCACGAAUCGGGACCCGCUCAUGCAUGACACUAUUGUCAUGGCUAACCUGGGUUAUUUCCAGCUGAAAGCCAAUCCCGGUGCGUGGAUCCUAAGAUUACGUAAAGGGAGAUCAGAGGAUAUCUAUCAGGUCCUCACGCACGAUGGAACCGACUCCCCUGCAGAUGCUGGUGAUGUUGUUGUUAUGCUGAACAGUUUCCACAGUAAGAUUAUCAAAGUCAGAGUGCAGAAAAAGGCCGAGAAAAUCAACGAAGAUCUUCUUAGUGAAGCAAGUGAAAGCAAAGGCAUAUGGGACUCCAUAGCAAGCAUCACAGGUGGCGGCUCCAAGAAGGAUGAUGGAGAGAAGAAGAAAGAGGAUGUUCUGAACAUAUUUUCUGUUGCCUCAGGCCACCUGUAUGAACGCUUUCUCAGAAUAAUGAUGCUGUCCGUCCUUCGGCAUACCAAAACACCUGUCAAGUUCUGGUUCCUCAAGAAUUACCUCUCUCCGUCUUUCAAGGAGACCAUCUCUUUCAUGGCCGAGUCGUACGGCUUCCAGUAUGAAUUAGUUCAGUACAAGUGGCCGCGGUGGCUCCACCAGCAGACCGAGAAGCAGCGUAUCAUCUGGGGACACAAGAUCCUGUUCCUGGAUGUUCUGUUCCCCUUGGCGGUCGACAAGAUCAUCUUUGUGGACGCGGACCAGAUCGUCCGGGCUGAUCUGAAGGACCUGAGGGAUUUAGACCUGGAGGGCGCUCCCUAUGGCUACACACCGUUCUGUGAAAGCCGCAGAGAGAUGGAUGGCUAUCGCUUCUGGAAAACCGGCUAUUGGGCCUCACAUCUGGGACACAGAAAAUACCACAUCAGUGCUCUGUAUGUCGUCGAUUUAAAGAAGUUUCGUAAGAUUGCAGCCGGGGACCGAUUACGAGGCCAGUACCAAGCCCUGAGCCAAGACCCUAACAGCCUGUCCAACCUGGACCAGGACCUUCCUAACAACAUGAUCCACCAGGUGGCCAUCAAGUCUCUUCCUCAGGAGUGGCUGUGGUGUGAGACGUGGUGCGAUAACGCCUCCAAAGUCACAGCGAAGACGAUAGACCUGUGUAAUAACCCCAAGACCAAGGAGCCCAAGCUGACGGCCGCGGCCAGGAUUGUACCUGAGUGGGUCGAGUAUGACAACGAGAUAAAACGGCUGCUGAGACGAGUCGAGGAGCAGGGAGACGCAGAGAAAGAAGAACACAGUCCCUCUGCCUCACAGCACAAAAAAGACGACAACCUGCGUGAUGAACUUUAGUGUCUGCCAGCGCCCUGCUGGAGAGGAGGGAGGCAGCACCUUCUGCAGGCAGGCCACCCGCUGAAGCCUGAAGACAGACCGUUCCAUCUAAACAUAGCCAUGCAGGACAAGGAUGUUGUAGAGAUCUCAGAGAUGCCAUAACUGCUGCUGCUGCUGCUGCUGCUGCAGUCGAUACGUCGUGAUGUAAGUGUGAGCCGCCAGCUGUGAACUCCUGGUGCACCCCCAGCACCAGUCAGGCCUCGGCCGGUACGGUGUUACUGGAAAAUGAAUUUUCAAUUCAGUGUGCGUGAGGGACAAAUAGUUGGCGUUUGUGGCAUUGUUGAUUAAUGCAAAGAAUCUUAAAAGGCACAUCUCUCAGACUACGUCCACAUUGUUAUGUUUUAGUUUUUUAUUGUUACUAGGUUUACGCCCGCUGUCCAAAUUACUUCAGUUUAUGAGUGUCUCAGGCUGAAGUUUGGAAACGCUGGGGCUGCGUUUUAGUCUGAACAGGCAGAAACUGAGAUGUUUGAAAACGAGGAUGCAGUCAUCCGCCUUUACUUCCUCAUUCUUACAGUUCCAUCUCAUUGUUGGUCAAACUAAAGAAAUCUCUCGUCUUACUUUUCAUCAUCGCUGUUCCUUCAUUCAUUGUAUUUUCUAUAACCAAGCAACCAACCACAGAGUAGACAAUGUGCUUCCUGAUUAUGAUGUUCAAAUGAUUUCUGCUGUGUGAGUAUGGACGGGUAUUAUCAUGCGGAGGUCUUAAAAUUAAAGUGUACUGGUGUGGAUGUAGCCUGAGAACCUAAUCUUAAAUCAAAUUUGUAUGUUCUUUGUUCAAAGCUUUUUCAGAGGCAUUCUAUUUACAUUAUUCUUCAUUUGACUUUGCAAACUUGGACUUUGAUCACAUUUAGACUGAAAUGCCAAAACCAAAGUUGUAACAUGUCUUAUUUUUAAAUGUUACUUUAAUGAAAUGCAAUGUUGUUCUAUUUGAGCAGCAGUUAGCACUGUCAGCUUAACAGUGCUAAGUCCCGCCCCCAUGAGUUGUGAUAACAUGCAUAGCAUUUAUUUUUUUGUGGUGCAAAACACCAGGAAUACUUGAGCAGAGCUUCGCCUUCAUUUCAUAUGGAUCAUCCACUGGUGACCAUGCAAAUGUUGCAUCAGAAUACUAUCUCACUGCUCAUAGUCAUGUCCACAUGUCAGACCCGUUGCUGGUAGAGAAGCCUGCACUGCCUUUUUACAAGCUCAUGAGUGAUAAGUUCAGGGGGCGGGGCCUAGUGAACAGCCCCCUGUCUGUUUACCUUUGGCUCAGCAGACCAGGCUGAGCUGCUUCUGUUGCCAAGAUGUGGAUGAAGAAUCCUCAUUUGCACUCUACAGGUCAUGGUUUAUGUGAAGAAUACAGGAUUUUAAAUUAUUUCACUGUUAAUUCCUUAUGUGCGUUCAUGUUUCACAUGUUAGGAAAGAACCUUUCAAUAUUUAAAUUCCCCAGUGACCCAGUGUUUUGUCUCAGGAAUAAGACGAGUGCUGCUGCUCGAUGAAGCCAGGAGCAGUUUUUUUUUCUUCUGUAUCAUAUAUGAAAAUGGGUGUAGGACGUCUGGGCACCCAUCUGUCAAUGCGCUGUGUCACAGAAAUGUUUAUACUAUGUGAUGGAAAAAAUAAAUAAACAUUUGAUACAAAACCGUA
This is a messenger RNA of Pleuronectes platessa (European plaice), 6356 nucleotides long. It is a transcript of the gene uggt2, whose product is annotated as UDP-glucose glycoprotein glucosyltransferase 2. NCBI's taxonomy places the organism in Eukaryota, Metazoa, Chordata, Actinopteri, Pleuronectiformes, Pleuronectidae. The coding region runs from base 132 to 4700 and encodes 1522 amino acids. The transcript is spliced from 40 exons. Gene Ontology annotation, molecular function: UDP-glucose:glycoprotein glucosyltransferase activity. Gene Ontology annotation, cellular component: endoplasmic reticulum. The record is from RefSeq and is a predicted model, not a curated record.